AUGACGGAAAACAUUCCUAACCUGACAAAUUAUGAAAACAAAAUAUAUAACUUGAAAGUAGAAUGUGGACCUGAACACCCAGAAGUUCCUCCAUCAGUUAGAUUUGUAACCAAAAUUAAUAUGAAUGGAAUAAGUAAUUCCAGUGGAAUGGUGAAUGCACGGAACAUACCAGUAUUAGCAAAAUGGCAAAAUUCACAUAGCAUUAAAGUUAUACUUCAAGAGCUAAGACAUCUAUUGAUGUCCCAAGAAAAUAUGAGGCUUCUGCAGCCACCAGAAGGACAAACAUACAACAAUUAA
Messenger RNA from Rhinolophus ferrumequinum (greater horseshoe bat), 297 nucleotides. RefSeq names its product ubiquitin-conjugating enzyme E2 variant 2-like. Gene Ontology annotation, biological process: DNA damage tolerance; protein K63-linked ubiquitination. Lineage: Eukaryota; Metazoa; Chordata; Mammalia; Chiroptera; Rhinolophidae. The record is from RefSeq and is a predicted model, not a curated record. Bases 1 to 297 code for a protein of 98 amino acids. Gene Ontology annotation, cellular component: nucleus. The transcript is spliced from 2 exons.